Molecule: messenger RNA, 1314 nt
Organism: Exophiala xenobiotica
Lineage: Eukaryota; Fungi; Ascomycota; Eurotiomycetes; Chaetothyriales; Herpotrichiellaceae
Exons: 2
Coding region: 1-1314 (437 amino acids)
Biological process (GO): dehydro-D-arabinono-1,4-lactone biosynthetic process
Cellular component (GO): cytosol
Molecular function (GO): D-arabinose 1-dehydrogenase [NAD(P)+] activity
Source: RefSeq, a predicted model, not a curated record
AUGCCUAGGCCGGUGUCGCCUCUGUCGGAGUCACUCCCGCCCCUGGUAUUCGGGACCGCCACCUUCAAUUAUCAGUACAAUGUCGAUCCAUAUGCCCUGGGACCGACACCCCUUGUCCAGAAAGCUCUUGCGCUAGGGGUACAUGCCUUCGAUACAUCUCCGUACUAUGGGCCCGCCGAAGAGAUCCUCGGGACCGCGCUUGACACCGACUUAGUUCGCAAGCAAUAUCCGCGAGAGAGCUAUUUCAUACUCACCAAAGUCGGCCGAAUAGCCUCAGAUGUCUUUGACUAUUCUCCGGAAUGGGUCCGGAAGAGUGUAGCGCGCAGCUGCAAACGCUUGAAAACUGAUUACCUUGACGUGGUGUACUGUCACGACUGCGAAUUCGUCUCACCACAGGAGGUGCUUGGCGCAAUUCGUGAACUUCGGCGCAUUCGAGAUCAAGAAGGCACGCUCAAGUACGUCGGUAUCUCGGGCUACCCGGUACAUGUCCUCUGUGAACUUGCUGAGAUGAUCCUCCGCGAGACUGGUGAGCCCCUCGACAUUGUCCAGUCAUAUGCGAACUUCACCCUUCAAAACACCAGACUAUUGAGUGAAGGCUUCCAAAGAUUGGUCAAUGCCGGCAUUGAUGUUGUCACAAACGCCAGUCCUCUUGCUAUGGGUUUGUUGAGGAGGAACGGUACUCCAUUGGGCGCCAUGGGCAAUUGGCAUCCUGCCCCGGAUGGCCUUCGUCAGGCCUGCAUUGACGCUGCAAAAUGGGCAGAUACUCAAGGUGAAAAGCUUGAGGUUGUGGCAGCACGAUAUGCUCUUGAAAAUUGGCUCCGCGAAGGUGCCAAAGUGGGAGCACUUGGAAACCCGCUGGGAAACAACGAGUCAACUUAUGGCCACGCUCUUAAUCUGCCUAGGGAGAAACUUGGGGUUUCUGUCAUGGGCGUCAGCAAGAUUGAGGAGCUCGACGAGACAAUGCGGGUGUGGAGAAGUGUGUUAGAUGGCUUGGCCGAUGAUCUCGAUGCUGAACCUGGCACGAUUACUCCUUCAGAUGCGGUCACUGACCAUGAGUGGUCUCUAUGGCGUCGGCAGAACAUCCGCGUGCUUGCAAAGGGCAUACGCCAGGUCAUUGGCCAGCAGUGGGUUGAUUAUGCCUGGCCUUCGCCGGAUCCUGGAUUUGUGGCUCGAUCGCCCUCGUCGGAAGCCAACAUGUCUCGGUCAAUCCUACCAGCGACAAACUCACCAGAAGUUGCGAUGCUUACACCACCUUCAGAGGCGGAGGAUGAUGGUCAAGCUACCGAUGUUCCUGAGAUGCGGUGUGAAGCAUGA